This is a messenger RNA of Podarcis muralis (Common wall lizard), 8133 nucleotides long. RefSeq lists its product as uncharacterized. NCBI's taxonomy places the organism in Eukaryota, Metazoa, Chordata, Lepidosauria, Squamata, Lacertidae. Gene Ontology annotation, cellular component: nucleus. Gene Ontology annotation, biological process: regulation of DNA-templated transcription. The record is from RefSeq and is a predicted model, not a curated record.
AAAAAAAAAAAAGAAUAUAUUUUUGACUCAGCCAGCUCUUGCUUGAUUCGGGAUCAUCCCAAACUCCUGGCGGAGGAAGAGAAAUGGCGAAGAUGGCUCAAGUCCCUGAAGCCUUGGUAGAGGUGACCGUGCACUCCAGUGAAGGGCCGUGUCUGCUUGCGGGCCGUCGCCAGAGAGCCUUGUGCAGGAACGCCAUGCAGGAGAGCUGUAGCUCUAUGGCCUCCCUCGGCACAUUCCCUGCCCAAGGCUCCGAACUGCUCAGCCGGCUGGAUCGAGGGGAAGACGCUUGGGUCCCAGAUCUCCAGAGCUCUGAGGAGAGUGCAGAGGAAGGCCCGGUGAAACCGACGCUGAAGCGAUGGCCGAAGGCAGGGAUGUGGUGGGAUCUGUACAGAAGCCCGGUGAAAUACACCACUACAUCAGAAAGCUCAGAGGAUGAGCAGGAAAGUGAAGCUGAAGAACAGAAACGGCCACGGGGAGGUCGCAAGCUGACGAUCCUUCGUAGGAGCAUACUGGACAUCUUCAAGGGGAAUGGAUGCCAGGGCGUGAAGCAAACGGAAGCCUCCAAGAAUAGGCCUCAGCUGAAGAAGCCCCCACGGGCCCAGCUGGGGAAGAUAAAGUGUAGCGCGACAGAAGUCGGCGACGUUGCUCCGUCCACAGCCAAAAAGAAGGCUUCCGGAAGGGAGCCUCAGAGGACCUGCCCGGACUGUGGCCAGGCCUUCAAAACAAAAGCAUCCCUCCUCAGUCACCAGAAAACUCAUUCUGGCGAGUGCCCCUAUAAAUGUUCUACCUGUGGGGAAAGGUUCACAGCCAAAAAGGCCUUUGCCAAUCACCAGAGAGGCCACGCGGAAGAAAGGGGUUAUAAACACCCCAGCCCAAGGAAGCACCCCAAGGCCUACCUGCGAGAAAGGCCUUUUAAAUGCUCCGAGUGCGGGAUGCGCUUCCAGCGGAAGCGCACCCUGACAGCGCACCUGAAUAGCCAUACGGCAGAGCGGCCCUAUCGAUGCCCCGAGUGUGAGAAAGCCUUCACCCGAAAGGAGAACCUUGACAGACACCAGAAAAUCCACAUGAGGGAGAGGAAGGGCAGCCCUCCCAAGGGAGAGAGAGAAGAGAGGGCGGCCAUUUUCCCUGAUGCUCCUGAGAAGAAUCCUCCUGCAGCCUCUGUCUCUGAGGGAACUUUCUUAUCGGGCCUUGGCGCUGAUAGACAGCAGGGGACGCCCCAAAAUCUCUACAAGUGCCAGUUUUGUGGGAGAUGUAUGCGGACCAAAAGUUUGCUCGUUGAUCAUGAGAGAAUCCACAGGGAAGAGAUGCCCUACAAAUGUUCCCAGUGUCAGAAAAGCUUCCUUCAUAAGUACAGUUUUCUCCAGCAUGAGGCGACCCACUGGAGGAAGGCAGCCUGCGAGCGCCCCGUGAGAAUGAGCGCCAACUAUACCCCCUCUACUUCCAGAAUCUUCCACAUGGCAGAAAAUCUCUCUGCUGUCCCAACGGAUGGAGGGAAAGUCACAAAUGUUUUUAACCUUUCCCAACACACAAGAACUCCAGGCGGGGAACGGGUCUAUAAAUGCCAGUACUGUGGCAAAUGCCUGAGUGGAAGUGGUCCUCUCACCAACCACGAGAAACUCCACAGAAGAGGGAGAUCCUAUAAAUGUCCCUACUGUGUGAAACGUUUCUCUCGAAAGGACAACCUUCUCCAACACAAGGCAACCCACAAAAACAAAAAACCUGUCGGAAGGCCCAGGUUGAAGAGUAGCCGCUCUGUAUCUGAAAGAAUCCACACAGAACUGCAGCCCCAUACGGACGUGAGGGACGGCAUUGUCACUCGCAGCGUGGCUCGUAGCUUAAGCCUUUCCAAGCACCUAAAAACCUACACGGAGAGCAAAGUCUACAAAUGCCAGUACUGCGGGGAGCACACAAGAACAAAAAGUUUGCUCGUCGAUCACGAGAGAAUCCACAAGAGAAAAAAGAAGCCUUACCAAUGUUUGGAGUGUGGGAAAAGCUUCUAUCAGAAGAACUACCUUGCUUCCCACCAGAGAGGCCAUGUGAGGAAAAAGCUCUCCAAACGCUCAGACGCUGACCAAAAAGUGACCACAGACAAUCCCCGCUCCCUGAAGCGUGGGACUCCUCACAGAAGGAAAGUGCUAUGGCGAUGCUUUAAAUGUGGGAAACACUUUGAUUACAAAUAUCACCUCACCAGGCAUCAAAAGACCCACUUGGCAGAAAAGCCCUUCAAAUGUGUGUGUGGGAAAGGGUUCGUUGAGAUGUGGCAUCUGAAGAGACAUGAGAAAACCCAGCUGAACAAGAAAUGCCAUGAAAAGCUCCUCAGGGCUGAGGGGAAAGGUGCCAUUUUGAAUUCUGCAAAUGGCGUCCACCCUGAGGAGAGGAAUCCGGGAGAGCUACCCGUAAACACUGAGCCACCGACAGCAUCAAGCACAGUAGAAAGAAACAUAUUACAGGACACUGAGGAAGAAAACACACGGUCUCUGGCGGCCUUGGCAGAAGCAUCUGAGGUGGAGAUUCUAGACGUUUCUGAGCAGGGAGGAACGCAUGUUCAGGUGCAAGUGGAAUUAUCCGAACAAUCCCAGCAAAACUCCUUACAGAACUGCAGAGAAGAGAACGUCUCUGUCAGCCAGCCAGUGGAAUCUAAGAGAAAGCUAUCAGGAAAAGACCGUGUUACUGUGCGUUACAAGCAAGACGACCACAGCAAAGGUCAGCAGGUCCAUCAAAGACACUGUUCCAAAAGGGCCCGUCUCCAGAGUAACAAGCAGGAAAAAGCCUGUGUCAGGUGGCAAUUGAGAUCACAGGCCAUGAUGUUAAGGAGGAGAUCUAAGCAAAAGAUGCAGCUAGUUGGUGAGCAGGCCAGAUCCUGCUUCUGUCAGCAGGAAGGGCCAAGAAGGAAAGCCAGCCUCCUGCAGGCCUGCAAGAAGGUAAAAACCUGCAGCAGCCCUCAAAGGAACCAAGACACAGCUGCUUCCCCCAAAGGCAACUCGGAAACUGGGAGUUGCACAGCAGGAAACUGCGAUGCUGUUGCCAUCAGAGGGGAAGAAGACCUGCAGGAGUUGUCACCUUUGCCUGGAAGAAGCCCUUUGCAGAGUUGCGAAAGAGCUCAACCUGCAGAUGAACUCCAGAAUGCGUCUCUUCAGAAGAUGGAGAUGUGGCCAAGAUGGAACCCCAGCUCCCCAGAGGCCUGCAAGGAGGUAGAAACUUGCAGCGGGCCUCAAAGGAACCAACACACAGCUGCUUCCCCCAAAGGCAACUCAGACUCUGGCAGUUGCACGUCAGGAGAAUAUGAUGCUGUUUCCAUCGGUGGGCAAGAAGACCUGCAGGAGUUGUCACCCUUGCCUGAAAGAAGCCCUUUGCAGAGUUGCGAAAGAGCCCAAGCUGCAGAUGAACUCCAGAAUGCGUCUCUUCAGAACAUGGAGGAGAUGCCAAGAUGGAACCCCAGCUCCCCAGGGGUCUGCAAGGAGGUAGAAACUUGCAGCGGCCCCCAAAGGAACCAACACACAGCUGCUUCCCCCAACAGCAACUCAGACUCUUGGAGUAGCAUGACAGUAAACUGCGAUGCCCUUGAUAUCGUUGGGCAAGAAGACCUGCCGGAGUUGUCACCCUUGCCUGGAAGAAGCCCUUUGCAGAGCUGCAAAGGAGCCCAAGCUGCAGAUGAACUCCAGAAUGCAUCUCUUCAGAACAUGGAGGAGAUGACAAGAUGGGAACCCAGCUCCCCAGAGGCCUGUAAGGAGGUAGAAACUUGCAGUGGCCCUCAAAGGAACCAACACACAGCUGCUUCCCCCAUAGGCAACUCAGACUCUUGGAGUUGCACGUCAGGAGAAUAUGAUGCUGUUUCCAUCAGAGGGGAAGAAGACCUGCAGGCGUUGUCACCCUUGCCUGAAAGAAGCCCUUUGCAGAGCUGCGAAAGAGCCCAACCUGCAGAUGAACUCCAGAAUGCGUCUCUUCAGAACAUGGAGGAGAUGCCAAGAUGGAACCCCAGCUCCCCAGGGGUCUGCAAGGAGGUAGAAGCUUGCAGCGGGCCUCAAAGAAACCAACACAUAGCUACAUCCUCCAGUUUGCUCAGAGGUUCCCCAAAGGACUGCGAACCAGGAGAAUGGAGCUUCUGCCUGUCAUCACAGACAACGUUCUCCACAAAAUCCGAACCAGAGACUAUCAGAAGUGCCACACUAGGGAUGUUGACCACUGCUACAUCCAAGAAGGGGCCAAAAAAAGUGCUGGAAAGGGAAUGCAACGGCAACUCGGAAACUGGGAGUUGCACGUCUGGAGAAUAUGAUGUUGUUGCCAUCGGUGGGCAAGAAGACCUGCAGGACUUGUCAUCCUUGCCUGAAAGAAGCCCUUUGCAGAGCUGCGAAAGAGCCCAAGCUGCAGAUAAACUCCAGAAUGUGUCUCUUCAGAACAUGGAGGAAAUGCCAAGAUGGAACCCCAGCCCCCUAGAGUCCUGUAAGGAGGUAGAAACUUGCAGUGGGCCUCAAAGGAAUCAACAUACAGCUACUUCCCCCAAAGGCAACUCAGACUCUGGGAGUUGCACGUCAGGAGACUAUGAUGCUGUUUCCAUCGGUGGGCAAGAAGACCUGCAGGAGUUGUCACCCUUGCCUGAAAGAAGCCCUUUGCAGAGCUGCGAAAGAGCCCAACCUGCAGAUGAACUCCAGAAUGUGUCUCUUCAGAACAUGGAGAUAUGGCCAAGAUGGAACCCCAGCUCCCCAGGGGCUUGCAAGGAGGUAGAAGCUUGCAGCGGGCCUCAAAAGAAUCAACACACAGCUGCUUCCUCCAGUUUGCUCAGAAGUUCCCCAAAGGGCUUCGAACCAGCAGAACCCAGCUUGUGCUUGCCAUCCCAGAUAUUGUUCUCCACAAAAUCCGAACCAGAAACUAUCAGAAGUGCCUCACUAGAGAUGUUGAUCACUGCUGCAUUGAAGAAGGGGCCAAGGGAAGGGCUGGAAAGGGAAUCCGAAGGCAACUCGGAAACUGGGAGUUGCACGUCAGGAGAAUAUGAAGCCAUUGCCAUCGGUGGGCAAGAGGACCUGCCGGAGUUGUCACCCUUGCCUGAAAGAAGCCCUUUGCAGAGUUGUGAAAGAGCCCACGCUGCAGAUGAACUCCAGAAUGUGUCUCUUCAGAACAUGGAGGAAAUGCCAAGAUGGGAACCCAGCUCCCCAGAGGCCUUCAAGGAGGUAGAAACUUGCAGCGGCCCUCAAAGAAACCAACACACAGCUGCUUCCCCCAACAGCAACUCAGACUCUUGGAGUAGCAUGACAGUAAACUGCGAUUCCCUUGAUAUCGUUGAGCAAGAAGACCUGCAGGAGUUGUCACCCUUGCCUGGAAGAAGCCCUUUGCAGAGUUGUGAAAGAGCUCAACCUGCAGAUGAACUCCAGAAUGCGUCUCUUCAGAAGAUGGAGAUGUGGCCAAGAUGGAACCCCAGCUCCCCAGAGGCCUGCAAGGAGGUAGAAACUUGCAGCGGCCCUCAAAGGAACCAACACACAGCUGCUUCCUCCAGUUUGCUCAGAAGUUCCCCAAAGGGCUGUGAACCAGGAGAACGGAGCUACUGCCUGCCAUCCCAGACAACGUUCUCCACAAAAUCCGAACCAGAGACUAUCAGAAGUGCUGCACUGGAGAUGUUGACUGCUGCUGCAUUGAAGAAGGGGCCAAGGGAAGGGCUGGAAAGGGAAUCCGAAGACAACUCGGAAACUGGGAGUUGCACGUCAGGAGAAUAUGAUGUUGUUAUCAUCGGUGAGCAAGAAGACCUGCAGGAGUUGUCACCCUUGCCUGAAAGAAGCCCUCUGCAGAGUUGUGAAAGAGCCCACGCUGCAGAUGAACUCCAGAAUGUUUCUCUUCAGAACAUGGAGGAAAUGCCAAGAUGGCAGAAUGUGUCUCUUCAGAACAUGGAGGAAAUGCCAAGAUGGAACCCCAGCCCCCUAGAGGCCUGUAAGGAGGUAGAAACUUGCAGCGGCCCUCAAAGGAAUCAACACACAGCUGCUUCACCCAAAGGCAACUCAGACUCUGGGAGUUGCACGUCAGGAGACUAUGAUGUUGUUGUCAUUGGUGGCCAAGAAGACCUGCAGGAGUUGUCACCCUUGCCUGAAAGAAGCCCUCUGCAGAGUUGUGAAAGAGCCCAGGCUGCAGAUGAACUCCAGAAUGUUUGCAGCGGGCCUCAAAGGAACCAACACACAGCUGCUUCCCCCAAAGGCAACUCAGACUCUGGCAGUUGCACGUCAGGAGAAUAUGAUGUUGUUGUCAUCGGUGGGCAAGAAGACCUGCCGGAGUUGUCACCCUUGCCUGGAAGAAGCCCUUUGCAGAGCUGCGAAAGAGCCCAACCUGCAGAUGAACUCCAGAAUGCCCACCAGCAGCCCAAAGUGCGGCUGACACUGUCGGGAGAAGCAGGUAACACAUCUCUGCGGAUCUGCAAGAAGGAGAGAGGCAGUGAUGAGCCACAGACUCCGAUGGCAGCAGAACCCCAAAGCCAUAAAUCUUGGGACAAGGGUGUUCCCAGGGAGUGGAAAUCGGAGGAAACAGAGCCGAGGUAUGAGUGCAGCUACUGUCACCAGUUCUUCGAGAACCAAGACCAGCUUGUGAGACAUGAGAACGCACACAAGAGGAGGCCCUAUCUGUGCACUCACUGCGGGAAGGGCUUCCCUUCUGCACAUGCCCGGACCAUCCACACGCGAAUCCACACGGGGGAGAAGCCCUUCAAAUGCCCCGAGUGCGACUUUCGCUGCUAUGCGAGCGCCAACCUCAACAAGCACAGGAGAACCCACAGCCGGGAAAGUCCCCACCUUUGCGUGCUGUGUGGGCAGAGCUUCUGGUUCAGCCACAGCCUCGCCGUGCACCGGCAGAUGCACAGCGGGAAGGAGACGUACACCUGCGCCGACUGCGGGCAGAUGUUCCUGCGCAAGAACUUGCUCAUUUUGCACAGGAAGUACAAGCACCAGUCGGGAGCUGUGUAACUGGGCUGUUUGGUUGAGGGGCAGCCUCUCCCUUCCCCUGGAGAGGUCAGCUCCGAGGGAGCAUGCUUGGCGCAACAGACCAACCUAAGCUGAGACUGCAAUCGGCACACUUGCGCGCUGUAACUUUGGCUGCUGUUUUGAUCAGGCUCCCAAGCAAACUCUUGCGACAGCCACGCCCUGACUCCGAACUAUGCUAGCUUUGUCCCUUCUUGCAUCUCUCCCAGUUGCACCAGGAACCCGGGGGGGGGGGGUUUGAGCCCCACAAUCCUCUAUAUGGUGAAAGGACAGUGGAAGCCGAUAUGGGCCAAGCCCCUUGGCAAGAUGGAGAGAUAUUUGCCUUCCUGAGCCUUGGCAGGCAGGGAUGGAGGAAAGAUCGACUUUAUCUCCAAUGGCUCUCCCUUGUGCGCUUUCAUCCCUUCCGAUGCGUCCAAAAUAUCAAGCUUGCUUUGGCAGGUCUGCUGGGAAGGGGUGUACAGAUCCCUGCUCUGCCACUGCUGGGCUUUUUUGGCCUGACCUUGUCUCUCACGUCAUGCAGCCGUUGAGAACGGAUUCUGGGCUGAGAAAUGCCGCCCCCACUCCCAUCUGCACUGUGACCACUAUUCUGAUCUGAAAGACAUUUUUUUUUGCUCCUACGUAAAGUAAGACUGUUUUUUAAAUCCAGCCUACGUCCUCCUUUGUCUGUAUGUGACACAACUUGCCUGACCUGGCUGUUGUCUGGUUGUUAGUUCUUGAAAAUCUCUAGGUCCAAAUUUUUUAAUGUCAUUUUCCUGAUAAGAACCCCUGCCGCUUUUGCACCAGACACCCCUAUCCAUGGCACAAAUAACCUCCGAAGUGGGAAGAGGGUAUCUGAAAAAAACAACCCCCUCAACCUGCCUCCAGGUUGGGGAUUUAUCCUGUGUGGUUUUUGUUCUCCUACCUCAUACAUCCUGCGUUAGAGCAAGGAUAGAGGGGGGCCUUUGGUCCUCCAGAUGUUUGGUGGACUACAACUUCCAUCACCCCUGACCAUUGGCCAUGCUGGCUGGGGCUGAUGGGGAGUUGUAGUCCAUUAUCUGCCACCGAGCAAAGCUUGGUGAGACCAUACACCUUCUGCCCUUCGGACAAGAAAUUCAGUCCUGAUGGGCUCUCCCUUAAUGGCCUUUUAACACAUGUGGAUGUAGGAAAACGCAAUUUCCGCCAGAAUAAAAACCUGUUACAUACA